UGUUAAUUAAAAAGAAAAUAAUAAGAUAACAUUUCAAGUAACAACAACAACAACAACAUCAAUAAAAAAGUGAUUGUCGUGAUUGUUUGAUUUGAAAAGUGUACCCAUAGUCAUGAAAGAUCCAGUGGCGCGAUUUUUCGCGUUUCUUCUUAUUAUUUUUGGGAUCCUAUUGUUAAAGAGGAUAUCACCGUCUUCAGCACUUUAUUUUCCACAAUCAAAUUUAAUACUGAGAUUGCCUUCCUUGGCAAACAAUAGCGCAAACUUUAUUUCGAACGUCAAAAUACUUACACUCAGAACAUUAAGAAACGAUUCGACUAUACCGAAAAAAGCGAAAUAUCAGAUUUCAACGAGAAAUAAAAAAAUAGCAACUCUCGAUAAAAAUACCAAUACAAUUUGGUUAUCAACUCUUCCAGACACGAGACAUGUGUUUUUGGAAUUCCUCUCGAUACAAAAUUUAUGAAAAUCAACCAAGGACUAUGCUCGGUCCACUUGGACCAGAAAUUUAUAAUAAUAUUUGUCCACAUUUCCGUAUUACCGAAUACCGAUUAUUGAAUGGCAAAGAUUAUUUUGAAAUAAUAAAUAAUACACUUUAUACAAAUGCUUCGUUGGAUCGUGAUACUCUUGAACCAGAGGGUGGUCCUGGACCACGAGCCGAUAUUUUAGUACAGUGCAUCGUCUAUGAAGAAACCACUGGGGAUCAAUUCGCUUUGCUAAAUAACUUAACUAUCGAAAUACUGGAUCAGGACGAUAAUCCUCCUGUAAUACAAAAUAAUCUAACCUCCGUUAAUAUUACCGUACAAGAAUUCACCGCUGGGGAUAGACUGGAUGAAAAUAAUGUAUUCAUCAGAGAUUCCGACGAGAUGGACAGUAAUCAAUUUACUCUUAGUAUUCUCGAAGAUAUUCACAAUGCUCUAAACUUCACAUAUACCAUAGUGCCCAUCGAUCAUCCGACACAUCCGGAACAUCCUGUAUACACUUUUAUUUACACUAGAUUUCACGCGAAAACUACGCUAUUACCGAAAUCACCUUAUACAGUUAUCCUUCGAGUUAAGGACGAAUCUCUUUUACCAGAAUACGGAGAAAAUGAGGUAAAUGUUACGAUAUCGUUCUACGGGCCGGAGCAUCGAAAAAUGACUCCGACAGCAGCAUCGAUUUCUCUAAAACAUCCGAUCACUUAUCCCGAAAACGUCAGAAUUGCUCGUGUUUCGUCUAGGUACUAUCGUGUUGCACAACCAACAAGUCAAGUCAAUCCAAGAAUAUCUUUCAGUAUCCAUGGCUCGAAAGCUUUCAAUGUUACCGAAAAAGGUGGUAUUGUGCACGUGAUCGACACGAAUCUACUUAAAAUUGCACCGCCCGUUGUAUCUUUGAAAUUAGAAUUGCGAGUAGGUGAUCAAGUUAAAUCAUCCAUAACGAUAAAGGUUAAUUUGAUGGACGUGCAACCAACGAAGAUGCAGAUUUGCAAUGAAAUCGAAGGAGGAAUCAUUCAUUCCUGCGCUAAUGCUGAAUCUCGUCGAGAUUGUGAAUUAAUCUGUGGCGUUGGUGGCGGUAGUAUUCUCAACAACGACACUUAUAUGGGACAUUGCAUAUGGCGUUUGAACAAUAGCAAUAGCUUGCCCAACCAAAUGUCCGAACGUUAUGCAACGUGUUCGCCGAAUUUAAACUUUUGCCCUGAUUACACCUGUGACGAAUUGGAACGACUUGAUCCUCGUAUUUGUCCACAGGACUGUACAAUAGAAUCUGACGUUCACUUCGCAGAAAUGAAUAAGGGUGGUCGUGGAAUAAGAAGUGGUUUAGGAAUAUGUUCGUGCAACGAUAUGUUACAGUGUACUUGUGGUCCCGAAUCCAUUCGAAAGGAUAAUGGUGGUGGUGGUGGUAGUGGUGGAGGUGGCCGGGGUAGUCAAUUUACGAAAUCCAAUAAAACUGGGAAAAACGAGGCAAACGGAAAAUUACGAAGGGAUCGUGACAAAAAUGAGGAACCUGUGACCGAUGCUAGAAAAGCUUCAACCGAAUCUUGCGGACCAAUUUGUAUGAUAAGCGUAACCGGAGCUGCCAUUUUCGUAUUCGUUGUCAUCGUUGGUUUCUUUGCAACUUUGAGAUACAGGAAAACGAAGAAGGGUACUCGUCGAGAAUCCAAACGUAGGGUGAACGGUAGCUCCAAUGGUAUGGGAAUUUUACCAUCCGAUUACAUCGAUCGUGGUGGUGAUAGUCUUCCUAUCAGUCUUGACACCUUUGCAACUGUCAAUCGUCAUCUACUUCCUAAAACUUGUCCGCCGGAUCCAAAAUGGGAAUUUCCACGUACUCGAUUAACGAUCGAACAAGUCCUAGGAGAAGGCGAAUUUGGACGAGUUUUACGAGCCAAAGCUAUUGAUAUCGGUGGUUGGCCUGGACCAACCACUGUAGCUGUAAAAACACUAAAAGAAGAUGCCUGUACUUCCGAACUGGCCGAUCUUCUCUCGGAGUAUCAACUUUUAAAAGAAGCUCAACAUCCUAACGUUAUUCGAUUGCUCGGAGCUUGCACUUCACCAGGUGGUCCAGUUUAUCUCAUCAUUGAGUUCGCUGAAUUUGGUUCAUUAAGAAAUUAUUUAAGACGCAGUCGACAUUUGGAAUCCGAAGGAAGAGUUCUUUGCUUGACGUCAAUUCUUUCAACGUCGCCGAAUAAUAUCAGAGAGGAAUUGCAAUCGGUCGAUACUUUGUCGAAUUAUACGAUAACACCUCGCGACAUUCUAUCCUUCGCUUGGCAAAUUAGCAAAGGGAUGGCAUAUCUAGCAGAUAUUAAGUUGGUACACAGAGAUUUGGCUGCUAGAAAUGUACUUCUAGCUACAGGAAAAGUUUGUAAAAUUUCGGAUUUCGGCUUAACUCGUGACGUUUACGAGGAUGACGCUUAUUUGAAACGAAGCAAAGGUCGAGUACCCGUUAAAUGGAUGGCACCGGAAUCCUUAGCAGAUCACGUUUACACCAGCAAAUCCGACGUUUGGAGUUUCGGCGUACUUCUAUGGGAAUUGGUCACUUUAGGUGCAUCUCCGUAUCCAGGAGUAGACGUUCAUAAUCUCUACAAUCUGUUGAGAGCCGGCUAUCGUAUGGAGAAGCCAGCUAAUUGUUCUCAACAAUUAUAUAAAUUGAUGGUUUCGUGCUGGCACGAGGAACCUGGUAUGAGACCAUCCUUCAAGGAACUCACCUGUCAUUGGGAACGUAUGUUAGAGGAUGGAGUAGAGUACUUAGAUCUGAAUCCAAGAACCGUCCACAAUCAAGCGUACUUUGCUUCUCUUCAUGCAUUGGAUAGUCCAACCAGUUCGGGUGACCAAGGUAUAGAAGAAGCUAAGGAACCAAUAUGUUCUUUUCCAACUGAAGCUGUUAAAUCACCCUACGUGAAUGAUCGUCCGCCGAGUUUGAACACCAAUCAUUACGAAAGUCCAAUUAAAUUAAGGAAUACCAGUGUGACCAGUAACAGCGAAAAUGAUCUGAAAACGCCAUCAAAUGAACGGCCGCAAUCUUACAUAGAUAUGCAAGGAAAGAAAGCAAAAGAAACCGAGGAUUUAUUGGUCUUCGGUAGCUUAGAAAGCAAAGAUGACAACGAUAGUACUAAUUGAAGAUUUAUUUACACUUCAAUCUGUCGAGAAUUUGGAAACAAUUUUAUAGACAAGAUUUUUUAAAUUGAUCACAAGAUGAUCGAUCAAUGAUAUUGACGAGAUGAUAGUGAAGAGGUCGAUGAAAUAUGAUACAAAAAAAAUGAUUUUUCUAGAAAGAAUAUCACUGAAUGUAACAGAAAAGAGAGUCAUAAAUCGUAGUUAUACGAUUGUUAUACCAAAAAGAUAGAAGAAAAAAUUGAUCUAGAUUUAAAUAUUUUUGUGUGUAUAAAGUAUUUUUUUUUUUUUUUUCUUGUAAUUAAGCGAGACGUCAACUCCUUUUCUUACUAUUACUAUUACUAUUGCUAUAAUUAUUACGAUUAACUAUUAUUACUACUACUACAUACACGGUGAUUCUCGAUUAUAAAGCUUAUUUAUAUAAUUAAUAUAUAUAUAUAUACAUAUAUAUGUAUAUAUAUAUACAUCUACAUCUAUAAAUAUGUCUACAAUAUACACGUAUAUACGAUAUACAUAAUAUAGUGAACGAUUGUAUGUACAAGCAAACGUACAAAAUUUCACCACGUGCACAUUGCUAAUCGCAUUUGAGAGAAAAAAGUCAUUUCUCCUAUGAGGCUUGUCAACAGUGCAUUUGAAAGAUUUAAAUGGCUUCCUGGUUUAAGGAUCAUUAUGUGAAUCUUCGUUAAUGAUCGAAAAUCUUAUUGUAGGAAAGAUGAAAAGUUUUUUUGUUUACAAAUGCACGCACUCGUGACUUCAUCGUUUAAAGCUUUUUCAGCGGUGUUGAUAAAAACUGGAAAAUGGCAAUGAUUAAGAGAGACUUUAAUAUACGAAUAUAAAACUUUUUAUUGCGGAGAGUAGGUUUUUUAUGGGGAAACACACGCUCACAUAGAAAAAAAAAAAA
Molecule: messenger RNA, 4482 nt
Organism: Polistes canadensis
Lineage: Eukaryota; Metazoa; Arthropoda; Insecta; Hymenoptera; Vespidae
Gene: Ret
Product: proto-oncogene tyrosine-protein kinase receptor Ret
Biological process (GO): homophilic cell-cell adhesion; cell surface receptor protein tyrosine kinase signaling pathway; positive regulation of kinase activity
Cellular component (GO): axon; membrane; signaling receptor complex
Molecular function (GO): calcium ion binding; ATP binding; transmembrane receptor protein tyrosine kinase activity
Source: RefSeq, a predicted model, not a curated record